This is a messenger RNA of Insectozyma verbasci, 1260 nucleotides long. NCBI's taxonomy places the organism in Eukaryota, Fungi, Ascomycota, Pichiomycetes, Serinales, Debaryomycetaceae. The record is from the annotation of a GenBank genome assembly.
AUGUCAUCAGAUUCAACAGGAAAAGUAUGUUACUAUUUAUAGUUUUUGGAAUUAGAACUAUCGUAGUUACUGCAAUUGUUCUUAAUUUCAUUUUCUGUGGUGAUUGGUGUUUGUUGCAUCCUUACUAACUAUUAGGAAAUUACUUGUAAAGCAGCUGUUGCUUGGGAAGCAGGAAAACCUUUAAAAAUUGAAGAAAUUAUUGUUGAACCUCCAAAAGCUCAUGAGGUUAGAAUUAAAAUUCAUUCAACUGGUGUUUGUCAUACUGAUGCUUAUACUUUAUCUGGUUCUGAUCCAGAAGGUGCAUUCCCAGUUAUAUUAGGACAUGAAGGUGCUGGUAUUGUUGAAAGUAUUGGUGAAGGAGUUGAAAACGUUAAAGUUGGCGAUUCUGUCAUUGCUUUAUAUACUCCUGAAUGUAGAGAAUGUAAAUUUUGUAAAAGUGGUAAAACUAAUUUAUGUGGUAAAAUUAGAUCAACUCAAGGAAAAGGAGUUAUGCCUGAUGGUACAUCAAGAUUUAAAACCAAAGACGGUAAAUCAUUAUUACAUUUUAUGGGUUGUUCUACAUUUUCUGAAUAUACUGUUGUUGCUGAUAUUUCAGUAGUUGCAGUUAAUCCAAAAGCUGAUUUUGAAAAAACUUGUUUAUUAGGCUGUGGUAUUACUACUGGUUAUGGUGCUGCUACAAUCACUGCAAAUGUUCAAGAAGGUGAUAAUGUUGCUGUUUUUGGUGGUGGUUGUGUGGGUUUAUCUGUAGUUCAAGGUUGUAAAGAAAGAAAAUGUAAUAAAAUUAUAGUCGUUGAUUUAAAUGAUAAGAAAAAAGAAUGGGCUGAAAAAUUUGGUGCUACUGAUUUUGUAAAUCCAAAAACAGACCUUAAGGAAGGUCAAAGUAUCGUUGAUAAAUUAAUUGAAAUGACUGAUGGUGGUUGUGAUUUUACAUUUGAUGCGACUGGUAAUGUUCAAGUUAUGAGAGAUGCUUUAGAAGCUUGUCAUAAAGGUUGGGGUCAAUCGAUUAUAAUUGGAGUUGCUGCUGCUGGUAAAGAAAUUUCAACAAGACCUUUCCAAUUAGUUACUGGUAGAGUUUGGAAAGGUGCUGCUUUUGGCGGUGUUAAAGGUAGAUCUCAAUUACCUGGAAUUGUUGAAGAUUAUAUGCAAGGCAAAUUAAAAGUUGAAGAAUUUAUUACUCAUAAACAUAAAUUAGAAGACAUUAAUAAAGCUUUUGAUGACAUGCAUAAAGGUGAUUGUAUAAGAGCAGUUAUCAAUUAUUGA